Messenger RNA from Halichondria panicea, 1228 nucleotides. RefSeq lists its product as uncharacterized. The coding region runs from base 83 to 1123 and encodes 346 amino acids. Lineage: Eukaryota; Metazoa; Porifera; Demospongiae; Suberitida; Halichondriidae. The transcript has 9 exons. The record is from RefSeq and is a predicted model, not a curated record.
CACGUGACUAAUUAAUUAGAUUUCAGUUUAUUGUUAUUUAUAAUCAAUAAACAAUAUACAGUAUUAGCACAAGUACAAGUGAAUGGCGGCUACGAACUGCUCGGACUUCUAUUGGAAUAAGAGCCAUGUAUCGGGAUCGGCCCUACACAACCUCACAAGCUGGUGUCCUAACAGUUCGAUGAGGCUUGAGGAUGCGCUAGGCUCCCCGGCUACCUUCCUUAUCCAGCUAGUUCGUCUGUCAGUCUCACUAGCCGUCCUUACUCUAGUGUCAGUCAUGUACAACUGUGUUAAUGUACUGGACCGUAACGUUCUGAGCACUGCUACGUGUUCUCUCUACUGGAUUAUAUAUCUAUCCUUAACUGCCGUCAAGGCUAUAUCAUUAAUGAUCUUUGUUCCGGUAGCUACUACUGUAACAGAGGAUCGAUAUACGGUUAACUUGGUAGGGUUUGUUCUAACCAGCCUUGUUCAAACAGGACUAACCUAUGUUCUCUUCAUGGCUCUGGACCAUGAGAGAAAAUACAGAUCACCAGAUUUUGCAACUUUCGACUGUCCCACUAAUCGAUGCUGUGUCGGGUUGAGACCAAGUCGCCUGGUGUGCUCAAAGUGGCGAGUGGUGGUACUACUACUAGCCUUGCUACCAGUCGCUCUAUUAGUGGCCUUGGAGGUCACAUUAUCUACCCAGAGUAGUAGUCAGCACGAGGCUCCAGCUGCACUGGCAUGGGUGUAUAUGGUGUCAACACUCAGUGUGAGAGCGGUGGUCCUGGCAACAAUAGUGUACAUUGUCCUCUUCACUAAAGGCAAUUGUGAACCCACUACCAUAGCAAAGGUGUAUCUGGUGUUGGCUGCAGUCCUCUCGCUGCUGGAGGAUAUCCCCAACUCGUUAUUAACUGUCUCAGUGCAUCAACCUAGUUCCUGUUCAGACUUGGGUUCAUGUCCGCUGGGGGUCAUGACGGGGUAUGACCUGGCUCAGCUGCUUGGAGCGUUUUCUCUCGUGUUGUACGCACUCUUCGUGAGGUCACAAUACUUGCGGAUAGAAGAGGAGUGCAAACUUGUUCUGAUAUGGGAUAUGCAGAAACUGUUACAAGUGAACGGUCGAAAAGACUCCAUUAGACACUACACUUAGCACUAACUUUAUUUGUGUUUGUAGCAUUUUUUUUAUCAUUUAUUAUUAUUUUUUUUAUUAAUGUGAAAUUAUUGUGGUGUGUUGUAUUAUUAUUGCACUAGUGAA